Molecule: messenger RNA, 7315 nt
Organism: Betta splendens (Siamese fighting fish)
Lineage: Eukaryota; Metazoa; Chordata; Actinopteri; Anabantiformes; Osphronemidae
Product: glutaredoxin domain-containing cysteine-rich protein 2
Exons: 6
Coding region: 6191-7195 (334 amino acids)
Biological process (GO): sensory perception of sound
Source: RefSeq, a predicted model, not a curated record
CGCGGCCUGAGGACGCGAGCAGAGAGCGGGCUUCGCUCUGCGGCUGCGAGGCUGCGUCCGUGGCUAACGCUUGGGUGAAAAGCAGUUUUUAUCGCAGAUCCCCUCGCUGCGCCGUAGUAAUAGCCAGCUUAGAGAGACAUCCACAGGAGGUCGCGGGAAUAAAAAAUGACGGCGGCCAAAGGUCAAGGAAUUACAGGAAGUGGGACGUGAUUUAAGGAGGGAGCGUUUGGAAGCGGCGCCGCUAAAGUUUUUAGCUGUCGUUGCAUGAAUCACAUCCGGUGGUGAUUUUACGAUUCCGCGCUGAAAUGAAUGAGAAGCUGUUCCUGCAGCAUUGUAAGGUCAUUUAAAUCACCAGUAACACCUGCCAAAGGAAAAAUCCAUAGCUCCAUAAUCCAUUAGCCGGCGUUGUCCUUCCUGCAGCCGUUUCAUAUCGAUCGCACUCUCCUUUAUGAAUAUGAAGCGAAAUCAUGCAAUUCUAUGCUCAAAAGUCUGACGCAAAUCUGAGCAAAACACAGAAAAUAAGUGGAGGGGACUAUAAUUACUCAACUUAUUAUCACUUCUGUGACGUAUCUCCAGUUUGUUACAGGGUGAAACUAGAGCAUAGGUUUCAGGGGGAAGUUUUUAUGGCAGGGUGAGACGGGGGACUAUUUAUUUCACAAGCCAAGGUCUGGAAUAUGACAAAUCCUGGAGAGGAAACCUGUUUGGGGCUAAUGGCGUAGUGCAUCAUCUGUGGUCUCCUUCUCUCACCCACCAUAUUUUGGGAACGUUCGGAAGAAUUAAGCAGCGGAAUGCAAAAGCCUCUUCUGUCUGUGUUCAAAUACCUGAAUACCGAGCGCUCGUAUCGGUCGUAUUGGUCUCAUCAAUGUCUUCCAAUAAUCAUGCUUUGGAAAAAUGUUUAAUGUCGUAUGACUUAAACUGAAACCUAAAACUUCAUCUACACACAAAGCUGAUGUUGUAUUUGUCUGUUUUUAUUCUCUUGAAAUGCUUAAAAUGACAUUAUUAUAAAUAAGCUUGACUUUGGCUUCAAUAAUUAGACUGCGGUCUCAGUGCUGGAGACAAACUGUGAUCAUUCGUGUGAACAGAGCCUUCUAACGUUGAAUUAACCCAGUGACAUUCAGUAUUUUGUGUCAUUUUCUGUCUGUAUCUGAUAAUCGUGCAGACGACUACAGGCUUUGAAAGCGCAGCCUCUGAGCAUCAAACAAACCUCAGAAUGUGCUGCUGCGAUGGAAUUGGACGCCGCUCAGAACGUCCGGGAGGAGAAACAGGAAACCAUCAAAAGAGGUGGCAUGAGAGACAAAUGUGGGAGGGCGGAGGCAGACAUCAGGGACCGAAGGGAGGAGACCAGAGAUGGAGGUUCAGGAGACAAUCAUCCACAAUGGCCCCGCUCAGCCCAGUGCUGUCAGAAGGGAUCAUCUGACUGAACCAUGAUGAACCGCAGCUCUUUGCUACAGUUUGUACAACGCGCCUUUAAGGACAUCAAGCACCAGGUGUCACUUCCAACCUCCAUCCGCAGCGGCUCAGGAUCAGCAGCGACACGGAGGCCGCUGACAGCUGAAGUGAUUUACGCUGAUUAUCUGCUUUCAGUGGCACCUGUCAGCGGGUGGGACGGAUUAGGAGAGCGGGCGCUUCGUGAGGCUGACGCGCUGGAAGCAGGAAAACGGGCGCGUAUGAAGGCGCGUCAGAUGCGAUCUGUGGCGGCCAGACGUUCGCUCCGUUCUGCGUGAGCGGCCACAGCCGUCGCGUAUCGAGACCUGAGCUCUGCGGAAAACACAAGGAGGGCCCUUGUGGUUCCACUGGUCGCAUCCAAAUGCAUGGAUUCGUCUGCAAAAGUCAAAAUGGCCAGAUGGUGAUGGGGAAAUGUCACGGUGGCUGCAACGCGUGACCUGAAGGCGUUUAGUGCCUAUUGGUUUCAGGAUUUAGAUUUUUAUAGUUGCAUAUUAUAUUUAUUAUUUAUAAGAUUAGCACUGCAUGCUAAAUAGUUGCAUUUCAUUGUGUAGUUUGCAUUGCCACUGUUGCAGAGGCUUUUUAAUAGCUCAUGCACCAGUUUCCCUCUGGCACAAGGAAAUUAAUUUCGCUUUAGCGAUGCUAGCGUUGUUGUCGGUCUCUGAAUUAUUUCAUUCACAUCUUCUUUUGUGCCUGCGCUGGUGGAUGUGCGAUAUCUCUUGUUCUGGGCUUAUCGUGCAGGAUUCAGGAUGCGAUGGACGGGCUGAGUGGACAGCAGCGCCAGGCAGCAGACGAAGCCGCCUUUUGUUCGUGUAAGAAACAAAAAACGUGGGGGGAAGAAGACGCUACGAGGAGCUCACAGACACAAACGCACAGGCUCAGACGCAGACCUGAGACGCAGACCUGAGGCUUCUGCAGGCGGCCGACGGUGAGGAAUCUGCAGCAGCGUUUGAUCUCUGCAUCAGGACCCGCAACUACGGCUCCUUCCUUUUGUCUAAACGGCAGAGUUUUGCUGAGACGCUGCAACCGCGGGAGAAAAAAAAAAGUCAGAAUGGCUGAAAACCGCUGAAUCCUCAGAUUUGUUUUGGUUGAACUGUACAUUGUAGACGUUGCCUCAACCUCACAUGCAUUAAAAUCCCAUUAAGACAAGCUAUUUACACAGGGUGUAAUAGAGAAAUGAUGGCAGUGACCUCACCGCCCACUCAAAGUUCAACAUUUAAGAAAUUGUUCCAUAAAUGUAGUUUAAUGACAGACAUUCCCUGGAACGCUGAGGUCUUUCUACUGGUCUGUUUACUGGAUGUGGUCCCUCUUCUCAUGACGUCCACCACGCUCCUCUCUGCGGAGAAGCCAGAGCCUCUUGAAACGAGAGGCCGCGUCUAAAGCCAAGGAAGCCGUUGGAAGACGACGCCUGCAGCCAAAUGCGCCUCUUUUUGCUUCACUGGUUGUUUUUUGGAAGGAUGGGAAUAAACAACAAAACUCGAACAUCCUGUUUAUGCGACUACAUCCUUGAUGCUGAAUGAAGUCACGGAAAUCCCUCUGGGUCACAAAAACGAAAUUUGCAUCAUUUCCAAAAUAAAAAUAGGUUAAAAUUUUUUCCAAAAUGUUCCUUAAAUAAACAACGCUUAGUGACUGUUAUUUACACAGACUUGUGUUGGGAGGUGCAGGGAAGUUAGCGAGGCCUCAGAACGAGCCGUGCAGCAGCCUCCUGCUCCCGCGGAGCAGAGGAUGUGCUGAUUCCUCACACUUUCCCCUUUUGUGAGCGAGACUUUUAUUUUGUAGCGAUGAAAUGUCACCGCGGGUGCAGAGAUCACAGGGAGCUUCCUGUCUCGGCCGCGCGGCUUCAUGGGAGCUGAGCACCGUCGCCGCGUCACGCAGCUAAUUAAAACCAGAUAAAAAAAUCCGUCCCAGUGAAAUAUUAAAUAUUAACUUGGCCGUGACUUGUAACAUCUAUCAUUGGGUCGACACUGUAAUUAAGAUAAUGAAGUGUAAAUGCAUUAGAAGUUCUAUUUAAAACACUGUUAGGACUUUUUGAAUGCUCUGCUGUGUGGAUCCUUUUAGGGCCUCACUGUAAACUCAGACAACUUGAGCGUCGGAGUUUGUUUUAAACACUGGACAAGUCAUUUAUAUGUUAAUUUGAGAUGGGCUCUACAAACCUUAUCGAGUCCUGGGUGGUGACAGUGUGACUUUCCCAACUCAAAGAAAUGUCUUUUUAUGAAUCUGUUAUUUAAUCAUGUUCCCUGUCGCAUCCCGACAGACUCCUAAAUGAGGGAAGGAGCCCGACGACGCGUCGGUCCUGUUCUGCCCUCGCUGUUUAGCUCUCCGCUAAAGUCAGGCACGUCCUGUGAAGGAAACACAGAUAAUUACUUUGGGAGCAGUUACAGCUGUAAUGAAACUAAUGAGAGGGACUCGUAAAUUAGACAAAGCACAGCCCCAGUCUGUCGGCUGAGCAGCUGAUCUUCUCCCUUUUCUCCGCGUGUCCUUCAGGGAAGAUGCACCGUUAGCGCUGACAUGAUUUAAGGCAAAUAUGGUCUUCCACGUUCAUCCGUGGCUUUAUCGCCCCUCCCUUAUCUCUCCUUGGUUCCCCCUUCAUAGUCCCAUCCAUCUCCAGUUCCAGCCUCUCACUUUCCCCUUUCUUCCAUCUCUGUCUUUUUCUUCCUCUCAUAUCCGUCCUCCCUUCCUCCCUCCCUCCCUCCCUCCCGACUGUCAGCCGCCCGGGGGCAGAGCACAAGAGUCAAAAAGCACAAUCCGAGUUCAGGGCUGAAAUGGGGAGAGAGAGAGAGCGAGAGGUUGUAUGGUUGCACUUUUCUUCUAAAGCAGCGACGCUCUUAUUUUUUAUAUUAUUACUAAAAUCUGCUGACUAGAAGAGGGAGCUCAGCAUUACACAGCUCAUGCAGUACAUUCUUUCCUAAAAAAUAAUACUUCUGGAUAAUACACCCCACACAGAAACGAAAUCCACUGUUUCUGACUGAUCUGUGUUCAGUUGUUGGCCCGGUGCUGCUGGAAUGAGAGUCAGUCGGCACCAUUACCCGUGGGAGGGUGUCAGAAAUAGUGCUGGCAAAAUAAUAAGCAGGUGCCGUUUAACCCGGCGCACUUCCCUUUGUGUGCAUUAGUCACACAGGGCAAAUGUUUGGAGACAGAGGAGGAAGACGGAGACGGAGCGCAGAAGCAGGAGCAGAAAUGGGGCAAAGGUGUUCGGCUCCACAGUGAGACGUGCCACACACGAGGGGGGAAAUAAUCAAAGCCAACACCCACGCGCUCCAAUGAGCCCAAAAGAGCUGCGAAAAUGAGCCUCAUUGAUACAGAGCGUGGAGCAGCGGAUGCCAGUCUGUUCAUCAUGUCAGUACCUGAAGCGAGGACCAGGUAUCAGUUUCCUGUGAAUAUUCAGACUUCUGCGUGUCAAUGUGUGGCUCCAUGACGUGCGGGGACUUUUGCUGGUUUCGAUCCGUAGCAAGAAGGCGCUGGAAGUGAAGUCUCUAUAGGAUCUAUAGGCAGCAGGGAACGCGCGCUCACGUUGCAUAUUGUAUUCAGGCCGAUAAUGGGGAUAAUAGAAUACACGUCAGCUGUUAAUGCGCGGACACAGAGAGGCAGAUUCACUGUGGCAAUCGUUUAAAGCGAGUGCGGCAGGAAUCCUGGCACAUUAAACGAUUCCGUCGGCGCCACGCGCCCAAAACAAUUUCUUGCUUGAGCGGCCGUAUUUGCUUGUUCUGCGGUCUGAUUAGGCCGAGUCUCAGCCGGCGCAGGGAGGCCGCGCCCGCAUCGAGCGCCGACGCCUAAUAACAUCGUCUGUAAGGAUAAUUGUGAGAUUGAUCCAAACAUGCAUGUGGGUAAUGGCGUUCAUUUGUCACAUUAGUGAUCAGUGUAUGAAAUUAGCUCCUAAAGAUGCAGAAGUUGCCCGACGCCAUCAGCCGUUUCUAAUUAUGGAACAAAUAUGGAAUUAGUGGAAUUAUGGAGUGGGUAUUUAUGGGUUUGGCAUUAAAUAUCUAUUUCUUUGGAUGUUCACAGAUUCGACGCAGCGCGUGACCUCACGGUGGCCUGAGAGGAACGAGACAGGCUGUAAUUUCAGCUGUUGACGCGGAUGUGAUCAAAAUCUUAAAUUAGUCCUUGGACUCAUGAUGAAGCGAUGCUCGGAGUAAUGCUGACAGUUGCAGACAGAUGAAUGAAGCCCCGUUAGCUUCGAUAGGAGCGGGACGGGCCCGUUCUUUAAUAAAAUGAAAAGGGAAACAAUUGCUUAUCAGAUGCUCAUAACGAGGCUGUUAUAGCUUUAAUUGCAACGUGUGUGUGUGGCACUUCACCGCUUCAACGGGGAUCAAAUCGUUUCACGCUGGUCUUUUUGGCUUUUAAGCAGAAAUCCAGCUGGCCACAGAAACACAGGCGGCGACUGCGAGAACGUGCAGCUCGUCGCUCAGCGGUGACGGAUGUAAAUAGAUUUUGGUCGAGGCUAAAGGUUUUCACUGUGACAGCAACAGACAUCAAACGUCAUGUUUGCUCUUCAACACUCGGCUCCAGUCCAGUGAUAGGCAGCCACACACACACACACACACACACACGCACGCACGCACACACACACACACGCACACACACACACACACACACACACACACACACACACACACACACACACACACACACACGCACACACACACACACACACACACACACACACACACACGCACACACGCACACACGCACACACACACACACACACACACGGCUCCAACUAUUCUAUUCUGGUGAUCAUAAUUAUUUGAUGGCGGAGCUUCUGGUUUCUCCGUCCCCCUUUUGUACACACGAUCUGGCUGUGAAUAAUUCAGCGCAGGCAGCUGCAAAGGCGGGUGACUGGGAAGAGCGCGGCAGUGGAGCUCAGGAGGCCGGACGCACGGACGCUCCACCGUCCGCCUGCCCUGCGCCACCGGCGGCCUUUCGCACGUGCACGCGUCGGGCUCCGCCUUCACGUCCGGACGCCGCCGGCGCUGCGGCCGCUCGCCCGUCGGCCGCCAUGGAGGAGCUCCAGAGGAAGAUGAGCCAACGCUACGAGGACACCAAGCCCAGGAAGGUGCGAUUCAAGCUGGCGUCGUCCUACAGCGGGCGCGUGCUGAAGCACGUGUACGAGGACGGCCAGGAGCUCGACAGCCCGGAGGAGCAGUACCCUCACAGCUUCGUCCGCCGCAAGCUGCCGCCCAGUCAGCUGGAGACGGAGCAGCUCUCUGGGUUCCAGGACGCGCCUGAGGACCGGCAGGGCGUUUACCCUCCGACGGGACUCAUCGCCCAGAGAAUACACGUGUACAGAGGGAUGGGAGGCUGCAGGCCGGCUGCUGGUGCGAUGGAGGAGUCAGAGGGUGACGCCAAAUCAUCAGUGUUGGACUUCGGCAAGAUAAUCAUCUACACCAGUAAUUUACGCAUCAUCAGAGCCCCGCAGAGGAAACCGGAAGCUUCGCGGCACCACACGCUUCCCCCUCUGGACCUGGAAGGACUCGCGAAGGCCCGGGAGAAGGGGAGCAGGCGGAAAGCUAAGGGUCCCUCUGCACAGGAGCGCGAGGAGGAGGAGGAGGAGGAGCAGCCGAUCAGCCACACACAAGCCGAGGGGGGUGUUCAUAUCCGGCAGCCUCCUCUGCGUCUCCGUGCAGCCGCCACCUUAUUUGUCCUCCAUUCUUCCCUCCGUCUGCCUCCCAUCGUCUUCAUUUUAUCUGUCAGCUGUGAGCGGAUACUGAUGAGUCCACGCUUCCACUCUGCCGCCGCAGCAUCUGCCUGCUAAAGUCUGCUCCCGCUCAGCUCCUCCGCUGAUUAUGGCUCUCCACACAUCAUUUUCUCACCCCUUUACUAUUUACUAUAUGUUCUCUGCCUUUGGAAAAAAGAAAUAAAUAUAAAUAUAUGA